CUCCAGCAGAAACGGACUUUUACUUAACUGUUACUGAUGGCUAAAGGACGGCUAUAAGCCAUCUCUGACUCAGCACUUCACUUCAGAUCAACUUUCCAAAAGGAACUUGAGGAUUACAGUGUCAAGGUCUUCCAGAGAAUUGAUGGCUGACUGGAGGCGGAGCUUCAGCAAAAGUAGAAACUGAUCAUUUGUCCACAGGCUCAUAUCGCUCUGAAGCAUGGGGCCCUAUGAAGCCUCUGACCUACACAGACCUACCUGGACCCGGAAAGUGGAUUAUUUGUAAAUGACUUUUGGUACAGUUCUCUCAAAAUGGAAUAAGUUGCUGUUAUUUUUCUCUUCUGACAUUCUUUCACGCCAUUUCUUGUUAUCAGUCUGAAAUUGUAACACUCCUCUGCAUCAAAGUGCCUUUGCUCGGGUAGUUUAGGCCUAGCUAUGGCUGUUCAGGUUUGUGGAUGUGGAAUAUGUUCCCUCUCCGUUUGGAUCGACUGUGUGUGACAGCUGUCAUGACAGUUCUCUGUGACUGCUUGUUAUUUCUUGAAUGAUGGAGUGUUUACCCGGUCUACGAGCGGAACCUGACUUUACCAGGAUCUGUAUAGCUGCCCUCUUAGUGGAAUACUUGGAUAUUAAAGACAAACUUACUUUAUGCCACUAAUCGUCUGUAAGGAAAUACUUUUAUCAUGGGAUCUGUUUGAAUGAACAUUUAAUUACACAGCUAUCCCUCCACAGCCUCCUACCCUCUCCUCCUGUCCCAUUCCUUCUCAUCAUACUGAGUUUCUUCCUUUUUUCACCCACUGUACCCACUUGUGUUUGUGCUUUCCGUUUGUCUGCACCAUGGAAUUGCCAACUAAGUGGAGUCGAGCUAGUGUUAUCAGCUUUAUCAAAGGACUUGCCUCUCCAGUGGGAUUGAAGCCACCACUCUCACCAGUCAGUGGAAUCACGGGAGAGAGGAGGGGUCCUGUCGCCAUGGCGCCCGUAAACGUGGACCCUGAGAGUAAGCCGGGCGAGUUUGUCCUAAAAAGCCUGUUUGCGAACUUCACCUUGCUCUCAGAACGCAAGAUUCGCAUAAUCAUGGCUGAACCACUGGAGAAACCACUCAAUAAAUCUCUGCAGAGAGGAGAGGACCUUCAGUUUGACCAGCACAUCAGCACUAUGAGUUCUUUAGCAGAGUACUGCCUACCAUCUAUCCUGAGGACUCUGUUUGACUGGUACAAAAGGCAAAACGGCCUGGAGGAUGAGUCCCAUGAAUACCGACCCAGGGCCAACACAAAGUCAAAGAAUGAUGAGCAGCAGAAGGACUAUUUAUUAGAGCGAAGAGAUCUGGCAAUAGAUUUCAUGUUUUCUCUCGUGCUGAUAGAAGUUUUAAAGCAGAUCCCUCUUCAUCCUCUUUUGGACGGACUUAUCCAAGAAGUCAUAAACCUGGCAUUCAAGCACUUCAAAUAUAAGGAAGGGUAUUUUGGACCCAACACAGGCAAUAUGCACAUUGUGGCUGACCUCUAUGCUGAAGUAGUGGGAGUUGUAGCUCAAUCCAGGUUUCCAGCAGUGAGGAAGAAAUUCAUCUCUGAGCUCAAGGAGCUCAGACAGAAGGAACAGAGCCCAUAUGUCAUUCAAUCUACUAUCACCCUCAUCAUGGGACUUAAGUUCUUUCGCAUUAAAAUGUACCCAGUGGAAGACUUUGAAGCCUCCUUCCAGUUCAUGCAGGAGUGUGCACAGUAUUUCUUGGAAGUGAAGGACAAAGACAUUAAGCACUCAUUAGCUGGACUCUUCGUGGAGAUACUAGUUCCUGUAGCUGCUACUGUGAAAAAUGAGGUGAACGUGCCGUGUCUACGAAAUUUUGUUGAGAGUUUGUAUGACACCACCUUGGAUCUGUCCUCCAGGAAGAAGCACUCUCUGGCUUUGUAUCCUCUGGUCACCUGUCUGCUGUGUGUCAGCCAGAAACAGUUCUUCCUCAGCCGCUGGCACAUUUUCCUCAACAACUGUCUCUCUAACCUCAAGAAUAAAGACCCCAAGAUGGCACGUGUGGCUCUAGAAUCACUCUACCGACUGCUCUGGGUUUACAUGAUUCGGAUAAAAUGUGAGAGCAACACUGGAACACAAAGUCGUCUGACAUCCAUCACAUCAACGUUGUUCCCAAAAGGCAGCCGUAGUGUCGUGCCCAGAGACAUGCCCCUCAAUAUUUUUGUCAAGAUUAUCCAGUUCAUUGCACAGGAGAAACUGGAUUUUGCUAUGAAGGAGAUCAUAUUUGACCUGCUGAGUGUUGGGAAACCUGCCAAAGCCUUCAGUCUCAAUCCUGAGCGUAUGAAUAUCGGUCUGCGGGCAUUUCUAGUGAUAGCAGAUGCUUUGCAGCAAAAGGAUGGGGAACCUCCGAUGCCCAACACAGGAGCCACUCUGCCCUCUGGAAACUCUCUGAAGAAGAAGAAAACAUAUCUCAGCAAGACUCUUACUGAAGAAGAGGCCAAACUCAUUGGAAUGUCCUUGUACUACUCCCAGGUGCGAAAGGCUCUGGACAACAUGAUGAGACAUUUGGACAAAGAGGUGGGCCGCUGCAUGAUGCUCACCAGCGUCCAAAUGCUCAACAAAGAACCAGAGGACAUGAUCACUGGUGAACGGAAGCCUAAAAUUGACCUGUUCAGGACGUGUGUGGCAGCCAUUCCUCGUAUACUUCCUGAUGGCAUGUCCAAACCUGAGCUCAUUGACCUGUUGUCACGGCUUACAGUGCACAUGGAUGAUGAGCUUCGUCUCAUUUCCCAAAACUCCCUACAGAGCCUUUUGCUUGAUUUCUCAGACUGGCGGGAAGAUGUCUUAUUUGGUUACACACACUUCCUUUUGCGUGAGGUACAGGACACACACCAAGGUUUGCAGGAUGCAUCUGUCAAGCUCCUUCUACAGCUGCUGACACAGUGGAGGUUAGCGUUACAGCUCCAAGGGAAGAUGCGAGGCGGAAUUGAGGCCAGCCCUAGAUUAUCUGAGAAAAGCCCUCACUGCUCAGUGCUCCAUGCUGUUGAGGGUUUGGCUCUGCUCCUACUCUGCUCUUGUCAGAUUAGCACAAGAAAACUGGCAGUUGGCGUCUUAAGAGAAAUACGCUGCCUUUUCACAGCUCUGGGACAUGCUGAGGAUGAUGACAAACCAAUGAUAGAGAUCAUGGACCAGAUGAGCCCAGCUGUAAUGGACAGCAUUGUUCAUGUAGCUGUCUCUGACUCGGCCACUUUGCCACUGAGCCACCAUGUGGACCUCCAGUGGUUGGUGGAAUGGACGGCACGGCUGGUGAGCAGCUCCUAUGACGUGAAGAGCCCCAGUCAUGUCUGGAUAUUUGCUCAGUGUGUGAAGGACCCAUGGGUGCUCUGUCUGCACAUCUUCCUGAGGCAGGAGCACCUCCCAAAACACUGUCCCAUCGCAUUGGGCUAUGCCUGGCCUUACGCAUUUACACGACUACAGCUGCUACUGCCACUGGUUGACCCCAACAGUCCAGUGAAUGCUAAGAAGACCAGCACAGCAGGCUCUAGUGACAGCUACAUCUCUCUAUGGAGAAACUAUCUAAUUCUGUGUCUAGGUGUGGCUAAGCCAAGCAUUAUGUCCCCGGGUCACCUCAGAGCUUCCACACCAGAGAUCACCGCCACCACACCCGAUGGCAGUGUCACCUAUGACAACAAGGUGAUAGGCACGCCCUCUGUGGCCUGGCUUUUAAAACAGCUGGUACCGCUGAUGAGAGCUGAGAGUUUGGAGAUCACAGAGUCUCUGGUGCUGGGCUUUGGAUGCACAAACGCUCUCGUAUUCAGGGAGUUAGUUGAAGAACUUCAUCCACUGAUGAAGGAAGCGCUGGAACGUAGACCUGAGAAUAAGAAGCGCAGAGAGAGGAGGGAUCUUCUCAGGCUGCAGCUCCUGCGGAUCUUUGAACUGUUGGCUAAUGCAGGAGUGAUCAGUGACAGUACUAACGGAGCACUAGAACGUGACUCCUUGGCGCUGGGAGCUUUAUUCCUUGAGUAUGUGGACCUAACCCGGAUGCUUCUGGAGGCUGAGAAUGAGAAGGAGCUGGAUGUCCUUAAAGACAUCAGAGCGCACUUCAGCGGCAUGGUGGCUAAUCUCAUUCAGUGUGUUCCUGUCCACCACAGGCGCUUCCUCUUCCCCCAACAAUCUCUGAGACAUCAUCUCUUCAUCCUCUUUAGCCAUUGGGCUGGGCCCUUCAGUGUAAUGUUCACACCCCUUGAUCGUUACAGUGACCGUAACCACCAGAUCACUCGGUACCAGUACUGUGCACUCAAGGCCAUGUCAGCAGUUCUGUGUUGUGGUCCAGUGUUUGACAACGUGGGACUCUCCACUGAUGGCUAUCUCUACAAAUGGCUUGACAACAUCUUGGCUUGCCAUGACCUACGGGUUUUCCGUUUGGGGUGUGAGGUGGUGAUCCUGCUUUUGGAACUGAAUCCAGACCAGAUCAACUUGUUCAACUGGGCUGUGGAUCGAUGCUUCACUGGAUCUUACCAGCUAGCAUCUGGCUGCUUCAAGGCCAUCGCCACUGUUUGUGGUAACAGGAAUUAUCCAUGUGACUUAGUGACCUUGCUCAAUCUGGUGUUGUUCAAGGCCUCUGAUACCAGCCGAGAAAUAUAUGAGAUCUCCAUGCAGCUAAUGCAGGUCUUGGAGUCCAAGCUGUGCGUGUAUUCAAAAAGGAUGGUGGAGCAAAAGCCCAGUAAUAUUCUCUAUGGAACCCACGGCCCGCUGCCUCCGCUCUACAGUGUCAACCUGUCUCAGCUCUCCAUUCAGCUGGCCAGCAUGUAUCCUGAACUCACCCUGCCUCUGUUUUCAGAGGUUAGCCAGCGUUUCCCAACUACUCACCCCAAUGGCAGACAGAUCAUGCUGUCCUACCUCCUCCCCUGGCUCAGUAACAUUGAACUGGUGGAUACGGGAUUGUUACCACCUGCUUCAAGCCCCUGUACGCCAGAGGACGAAGCUCGAAGUCAGACACAGACCAUGGGACUGUCCCCCAGUCUGAGAGGUAAUGGCUGGGGCUCCCUGCAGGCCACAUCGCUCGUGCUCAACAACCUCAUGUUCAUGACAGCUAAGUAUGGGGAUGAGGUUCCUGGCCAAGAGAUCGAGAAUGCCUGGAAUGCUUUGGUGUCCACAGAGAGGUGGAGCAACAAUUUACGAAUCACGCUACAGUUCCUCAUCAGUCUGUGUGGAGUCAGCAGCGACACCACACUGUUGCCUCAUAUUAAGAAGGUGGUGAUCUACCUCUGUCGAAACAACACCAUCCAGACGAUGGAGGAGCUGUUGUUUGAGCUGCAGCAGACUGACCCGGUCAACCCUGUGGUUUUGCACUGUGACAACCCUCCUUUCUAUCGUUUUGCUGCCAGCAACAAAUCCUCCACCUCACAGACAGGUACCACGUCCAGCAGUAACACUGUGGUGGCAGGUCAGGACAACCUUCCAGACACAGAUGAGACCAAACUGACGAGAGAGAGCGAAGAGCGGGCCAGGGCUCACAACAGACUGGAGUCUCGCUAUAGCAACAGUUCUGGAGGUUCCUAUGAAGAUGAGAAGACUGACCCACUGCCUCCUUAUGCUUGUUGGCUGCUGAACAUCCUGGAGACGAACCGUCCUCAACCAUUACCCAUGCCUGUUAAUGGAGGCUGCUGGGCUCCUCUGGUGGACUACCUCCCAGAAACCAUCACACCUAGAGGACCAUUGCAUAGGUGUAACAUUGCAGUGAUCUUCAUGACUGAAAUGGUGGUGGAUCACAGUGUGAGAGAGGACUGGGCAUUACAUCUGCCCCUUUUACUCCAUGCCCUCUUCUUGGGUCUGGACCACUAUAGACCAGAAGUCUAUGAACACAGUAAACGCCUCCUUCUCCACCUCCUCAUUGCCCUCUCCUGCAACAACAACUUUCAGGUAAUAGCUUCAGUGUUGAUGUUGACCAGAGAGAUUAGCGACAACAAGACUCUCACCGUAAAGUCCAGCUACCACACUGAGUACCAGCAGUCACAUACACCUGACUUCCUGCGUGAGUGGCAGACGUCUCCAGUGGGGGAUUCCGGUCUUAGCUCCACUUCUAACUCUUCCUCUACCAGUCUGGCUGGUGGCAGCACUGCAGGCAGUGUUGGAAAUUUGCCACUUGGAACCCCUGAUGACCUGGAGGACCUCGAAGACGCACCAAAUGAGACGGAUGAGAAGACACACAAGCUUAUUGAGUUCCUCUCCACAAGUGCCUGGAGUACUGUGUUGUCAUUGCUCAGAGCCUAUGGGCCACUGUGGGUACAUGAGGACAUCACACCAAAGAACCUCAACUCCAAAAGCACAGAGCAGCUCUCCAACUUCUUACGGCACGUUAUCUCUGUCUUUAAGGAGUCCAAGUCAGACUUCCACCUGGAGCAGCAGCUGAGCGACGUGGCCUUACAGACAGCUCUGUGCAGCUCCUCGCGCCAUUAUGCUGGCCGUUCUUUCCAGAUCUUCAGAGCCCUGAAACAGCCCAUCAACAACCACGCUGUCUCUGAUUUGGUCUCGCGGCUCGUUGAGGUCGUAGGAGAGCAUGGAGAUGAGGUGCAGGGCUAUGUGAUGGAGGUACUGUUAACAUUGGAGUCAGUGGUGGUGAAUCUGGCAGAAUGUCUGAAAAACAGUGACCUCAUGGCAGCUCUAACUAGGACGUCUUCACCAGACUUUGUGAUGAGUGACAAACUGAUGAACAGAAAAAGCACAGGACAGUUGAACCUCCCUGGUCCAGGAUUUGUAGGUCUGUCAUCACAGCGCCACCAGCGCUCUUACUCUGUCCCUAAGAAAUUUGGCGAGUGUGGGAACCAGUUGAAUGAUCCACCACGCAGCGCUACUCUGGACCGUAUCCAGGCUUGCAACAAUCAUGGACUCUCAAGAACCGGAAGAACCCCUGGCUCCUGUUCAUCAUCAACUAAUCGUAUUGAUCCCAGUGUGCUGUCUGAUCCUGCCCAUGUUUCCCAUCCUUCAUCAAUAUUAGCCACAGUGUUCUGGGUGGCGGUAUCACUCAUGGAGUCAGAUUUUGAGUUUGAGUAUCAGAUGUCCCUUCGCCUUGUUCACAAGCUCCUAUCAAAGGUGCCCUUAGACAGAGCAGAGAACCGCGAACGCCUAGACAAACUGCAGGCUCAGCUAAGGUGGAGCGGCUUCUCUGGGAUACAGCAGCUUUUGUUGAAGGGCUUCACCUCGCAGGCCACUUCUGAUCUCACCCUGCAGCUCUUCUGUCAACUCACACCUGUCUCCCGUGUGCCUGUUGUAGACAGCUCACAGAGUAUAGGUUUCCCUCUGAAUGUACUGUGUCUGUUGCCUCACCUGGUGCAGCACUUUGGUCACCCAACUCAGUUUUGCAAAGAGAGUGCUGAGAGAAUCGCACAGGUGUGUUUGGAAGAGAAGAACACAAAACUGUCCCAUCUGGCCCACGUGAUGACCCUGUAUAAGACUCGUUCCUAUACACGGGACCCUUUCUCUUGGGUCAGUGUGGUUUGCCGCUACCUCCACGAGGCUUUCUCUGACAUCACACUCAGCAUGGUCACCUACAUGGCUGAGCUGUUGGAUAAAGGCCUGCCCAAUAUGCAGCAGUCUCUGCUGCAGAUAAUUUACUGUCUCCUCAGCCACAUGGACCUGACUGCUGUGCAGGUCAAACAGUUCAAUGCUGACGUCAUGAAAACCAUUGAAAAAUUUGUACAGACGGUGCAUUGGAAGGAUGCCUUAAACAUCUUGAAGUUGGUGGUAUCUCGCUCUGCCAGCCUCGUGCACCCAGUGUACGGACACACGCAGGGCGACCUUUCCAAUUUGGAGGUCAGCAGGGUGUGGGACGGCUCAGCAAAGGCUCUGCCUGGGAAAACACUAGACUUCACCUUUGACAUCUCUGAGACUCCAGUGAUUGGGCGUCGGUUCGAUGAACUCCAGGGUUCAGGGGUUAGACAGGGGAAAGCUAGAGCCAUGGCUGUAACACGGAGCACUUCCUCAACCUCCUCUGGAUCCAAUUCCAACACUAUUUUGGUGCCUGUCAGCUGGAGGCGACCACAGUCUUCUCAGAAGAGAACAAGAGAAAAGCUCGUGAACGUUCUGUCACUUUGUGGACAAGAAGUUGGACUCACCAAGAACCCGUCUGUGAUCUUCUCAUCCUGUGGUGAUCUGGACUUGAUGGAGGUGAGAGAGAGUGGCGUGUCAUCAGAAGAGGGUGGAACCAGGGAAGACACUCUGGACGACACAGCUAGUGAGCAGCAGUUUCGGGUUUUCAGAGACUUUGACUUCCUGGAUGUGGAGCUGGAGGACGGGGAGGAGCUCCAGGGUGAGAGUUUGGAUAACUUUAACUGGGGUGUACGUCGGCGUUCGCUGGACAGCACGGAGCUGGGCGACCUGCUGGAGGAGAGCCAGCACUCAGGCAGCACCCCCAGUCUGGGUCACGAGGACCCCCAUGAUUCUGAUGCGUCCUCAGAGGAGGAGGAGUCGUCAACAAGCCAGAGCCUCUCUCACUCUCAGCUUACUAACCCCUCUCCUUCAGAGGAAAUCAAUCACACUGACUCGCUGUCGACUUCUUAUGAUACAUCUGCUGACCCACAAUCCUUUAAUGCCACUACACCAAUUCAGGGGGCACUUCAUGAUGACCACAGGGGUCUACAUAUGAGAGUGUGUGGUGAGGAUGAAGACACUCAGGCUCAGUAUGACGAACUGUCAUUGAGCACUAAUGAGCUCCCGCACGGCUCAGACUGUGGUGAGAGCUUGACCCUGGAGCUGCCAGGUCAGCCUCAGGAUCAGCCACCCAAUCUGGUUCACCGCAUCCACCCAGACUACUGCCAGCCACCACUGGACGUUCUAGACCCCAGCUGUCUGCCCAGGUUGCGUGACUAUGUGGAUGACCUGGAAGACCUGGGCUUUCCUCCUCCCCCUUCUCCAUUUUUCUCUGCCAUCUUAGCGGCUUUCCAACCCACAGUAUGUGACGAUGCUGAGGAAGCAUGGCAUUGCCAUAUCAACCAGCUCGUUACUGAUUUAGAUGGGUCCUGUGCUGUCUACACUUUUCAAGUCUUCUCAUCUCUCUUUAAGAACAUCCAGGGUAAAUUCUGCAUCCUGACAACUGAUGUAGCCACUUACCUUGGUGAGGGCCUGAGGGGUAUCGGAUCUAAGUUCCUCAGGUCCUCACAGAUGCUCACAACAUGCUCAGAUUGUCCCACAAUCUACAUCGACGCUGACACAAUCAUGUCUUAUGGUCUUCUGGAAAAGAUGAAGUUCAGCGCAUUGGAGCUGCAGGAGUACCUGGAUACCUACAACACCAGAGAGGAAGCUGCCGUAUCGUGGCUGAGGAACUGUAAGGACACAUUUCCCAGAUGUCCCGGUGACAGUGUGGUUACCUGCCAGCCUGGUGACUCAGAGGAGAAGCAAAUGGAGUCUCUUGCACAACUGGAGCUUUGUCAGAGGCUGUACAAGCUGCACUUCCAGCUUCUUCUACUGUUCCAGUCAUACUGCACGCUCAUUAAUCAGGUUCAUGCAGUCAGCUCUGUGCCCGAGCUGUUAAACAUGUCUCGUGAGCUUACCGAUCUGAGGACCAGCCUGCAGGCGGCAGAGGCAGCUGUAACCAGCGAUCUGGAACACAAACAUGUGGCUCACAUGCACACACACACCACCCAGGCGGCAUCCAUGGUUGUGCCCAGCUUCCCCACCUCUGAGGCAGCAGUGCAGGCCAUUCUCGAGUCCCUUAGGAACCACGACUUCAUCAAAGCUGUCCGCUUCAUUCAAGAAUGCAGGAAACAGUGGCCCCACGGAGUGUUUGGUGGCAGCUCAGAGACUGAAGUCCAGACGCUCCUCAAUAUCUACUUUCGCCAUCAGACCCUGGGCCAGACAGGCACCAUUGCUCUGGUUGGUUCCUGCCAGGACCUCAGUCUGAUCUGCUCCAAGCUUCUCGAACUCAACGGGGAGAUUCGUGACAUGAUCCGCCACGCCCAGGGUUACCGGGUCGUCACAACCUACCUCCCCGACUCCAGCGCCUCUGGGACCAGCCUCUGACAGGACCUCAGGAGCCCCCCACCCUUAUCUCCCCCUUCAGUACAGUCACUAACCCUUCCUAUGUUUCCCUCACUACAUCUGAGCCAUCAGUCAUCUCUGCCUGCUGUCACAGAAGAGAACCAGCAGCCCUAUACCUGGCCCCUGCCUCCUCCCGUGUGUCUGCUGCCCCAGAUGCAGGCCUCCAGACGUCCUGCCUACCAUCCAGCGCAACACUAAAUCCAAAAUCAAACCUUCACCAUGGCCCAGAUGCUAUUUGGCUCUCCUCAUUCCCAUCCACUGUAGAUUCUGAGUCAUCUCUGCUUGAAUUUCCGAAGCCCCCGGACCUGUUCUCAUCCCAUGGAAAAAGGCAGCACCCCUUCUCGCCUUUUAAACCAGAUACUACACAACCACACACAUGGCGAGAUCCACUGAGGGCUUACAGCAAUGAGGGCACUAACAUUUAUUCAUCGUGCAGUUCCCCACUGCUGCCUUUAAACACUAAAUCACAAAUGUUGCCAUCUUUUGCCCCCCCCAGUCUCCCCACUGUCGCUUCAGAACCCAAUUUGCUCACACACUGUGACGCGUACGCUGCACCCAGUCUGCCUCAGGGUUCCCACCUGCCUGACUUCCCCAGUUCCCCAUACAAACACUCAAACCCAUCAUCAGCUCCACACACGGCCCACGGCAAAGUCUUAACACGUUGUCCCACCCCGUCCAUGUCCCUGCUCCCUCCCCCACCACCUUCAUCCUGUCCCACUGCCCCGGGAGGCGCUGCAGCAUGGGGUUGCUGCUGCUCCCUCAGCGGUGCUGCUACACCUUUUGCUCGCUACCUAAGCAAAGUCGGGCAUGCCGCUCUGCCCCUGUUGAAAGCAGGGGGGCUCCUGAACACUGAACCCUCAGACAUCCAGACUUGAGACAUUAAAACGUAGCAUACCAGAGGAUUUAGAGAGCUUACGCUGCUCUGGAUCCAAAAUACCUGGAAACAAGUUAUGCUGACAAACCUGAAAAUACAAGUAUCUGCGGAAGAGGAUGACAUCCUCCAGAUAGUUGAAAAUGAUGACACUUAAGUCAACGAUAAUGACAGUAAAUCACAUCCUAGACGUACACUACUGGAGAAUAUUACUGAACCCACAGUAUAUUAUUUACUACAGCUGCCUGCUGAUUAACUCGACUUGAUGUGAUUCUCUCCAAAUGCUAGUUGUGUGUUUUAUAAUCAAUGUGCACCUAGUUUUAAGUCCUGCUUGACAGUCGUAAUUCAGCAGCUAAUCUGUACUGCACCCGAGGAUCCGAGAAGGCACUUGGUACUGAUUCUUACUUAUUUCCUAUAGGAACUCAAGACAUGAACUGUCGCUGCCCCCUGCAGGAAGUAAGCUGGUUGGUAGCAUUGCAAGUUACAGCAAAGACGCUGCCGGUGAUGCUACACAUUGCCGAUAGCAUUCUCACUUUUGCACUAAAUUAGGUUUUUUAUUAGAUUUUGUUUGUUUUACAGGCGUGUGUUGUGUAACUGUUUGUACUGUGAGAGAAAAGGCUGUCACUUUACCUGAGAAGGAAAAGUUCAAAGCUGGAAGAACUUUUCUCUCCUCCUCAUGUCUAUUGUUUGGACACUUUUUCUUUGCAGGAUAUUGUGCAAUGCAUGACAUAAAUGAAUGCGGUCUACUCCACUGCUGUCGGUUUUUGCUCCCACAAAUCUGAGUGCUUUAGACCGAUGGAGAGACGAUUGACAGAGUGGACGCAGGAUGAUCGAGCAUUGAUCCUUGUCCCAGUUUAGUUUCCGUAUUGGUGAACCAGCUUGUCUUCUGCUAUUACGAAAACCGUUGUGUGUGCAGGAUGCACUCUUCUGUGACUAGUUGUAGCAUCAUUAGUGAGUGUACAACACUGUAUAAUUGUGACUGUUCUACACUGUAAGACGUGGGCCUGAUGUGUUCCGACGGGAUAGUGUAUGUGUACACUUAACUGUGUCUGUACGCUGUUUAUUAUAGGCGCACAACUACUGUAGAAUAUAUUUGUGUCAUUUGUAGUAACCUGACAAGGGAAAUGUUGACUUUCACUACUCUGUGUGCAACACAAACUUGUGCUACUACUGAAGUCGAACACUUUACUGUCAGCCCUUUUUAUUUCCCUCUAGCAGUUUGCUCUUUGCUGUUUAAUAUCCUUUUCCUAUUUAUAUCUGAUGAUGUGUAAAUCCACUCAUUCAGCUUUGUUUUAUAGCCGUUCUCCAAAUCAAACUGCCAUGCAUGCAUCUAUCUCCCGUGUACUGUAUGGAGUAUUUUAAAUAUUUAUUAGACUUGUUUUAACAGAUGUUUCUAUGGAGGUACAAAUGGGAGCUGUAAGCUCAGUAUAAUUUCUGUGGGAGAAAGCGUGUGUGCAUGCCAAAUAAUAAAUUGCACAUUUUUUAAAAAAGCUUUUUAGAUGAAGACUGUAGUUUUUUGUUUUGUUUUUUUCUUCAUGUUGUAAAUACUUUUACAGCCUUUGUGAAAUUGAGUUGAAAGCUCUGUACAAGCUGGUGACAAAGUAAAAGAUAUCAAAUGUU
This is a messenger RNA of Thalassophryne amazonica, 12481 nucleotides long. It is a transcript of the gene fryb, whose product is annotated as furry homolog b (Drosophila). The transcript has 67 exons. Gene Ontology annotation, cellular component: cell cortex; site of polarized growth. Gene Ontology annotation, biological process: cell morphogenesis; neuron projection development. Bases 832 to 9972 code for a protein of 3046 amino acids. NCBI's taxonomy places the organism in Eukaryota, Metazoa, Chordata, Actinopteri, Batrachoidiformes, Batrachoididae. The record is from RefSeq and is a predicted model, not a curated record.